Cladophialophora carrionii CBS 160.54 is the source of this 1410-nucleotide messenger RNA. RefSeq lists its product as uncharacterized. Lineage: Eukaryota; Fungi; Ascomycota; Eurotiomycetes; Chaetothyriales; Herpotrichiellaceae. The coding region runs from base 1 to 1410 and encodes 469 amino acids. Gene Ontology annotation, biological process: secondary metabolite biosynthetic process. The record is from RefSeq and is a predicted model, not a curated record. Gene Ontology annotation, molecular function: FAD binding. The transcript is spliced from 2 exons.
AUGAGCAAAUUCUGGCCCAAGAAACCCUUCUCCAUCGCCAUUGUUGGUGGUGGGCUCGCCGGUCUCAGUUUGGCCAGAGGUCUCCUCCGCCGCGGCGUUAGCUGCCAGGUGUUCGAAGGUGCCCCUGCGUUCGCUGAUAUUGGAGCCGGACUCAGCUUUGCUGUGAAUUCCAUCGAGGCGCUCAGAUUGGUCGAUCCAGAGUCAUAUGAAUGCUUUGUCAAGCGAUGCAAUGAGAUGUCAGAGAAGGAAGAUGUAUACAUGACCUACCGCGACGGAAAUGCAGAAGACAACCACGCACUUACGACAUUGUUCUGCAAAGGCUCUGGACAGCAAGCCGUGCACCGCACACUGCUAGUCAAGGAUAUGGUGGCCCUGAUGCCCGAAGGCACAUGGCAUAUGGACAAGAGAUUGGUGUCCAUCGACGAGAAUCCGUCCGGCGGAGUGACCUUGACCUUUGACGAUGGCACAAUGUUUGAUGCAGACGCAGUGGUGGGCGCCGACGGUAUCAAAUCCAGAACUCGACAGCUUCUCUUGGGAGAAGACAAUCCCGACGCCAAGCCCAAGUACUCUGGAGAGUUCGGAUACCGCAGCCUCGUCCCGAUGGACAAGGCUGUGGAUGUUUUGGGCGAGGACUUCGCAAAGAACGGCAAUGUCAAUAUCGCCGAUGGCGCCUUGACCACAACAUAUCCAGUCGAAAAGGGAACUAUGCUCAACGUUGUGGCUGCCCGUGACCAGCCCACGUGGGACGAUGCAAAUUGGGUUGUCCCUGCCAACAAGCAGAUGGUCGAGGAAGAGUUCAAGAGCACCGGUCCCCAGAUGCAAAAGGUUGUUUCGCUCCUAGAAAAUCCUCAGAAAUGGUCCCUGUGGCAUCACCCGGCUGCCGACACCUUUUACCGAGGGCGCUUCUGCAUUAUUGGCGAUGCUGCUCAUGCAGCCACUCCUCACCAGGGAGCCGGUGCAGGCCAAGCGUUCGAGGAUGCCUUGGUGCUCGCCAAACUCCUCGCCGACGAGAAUAUCAAAACGGCUGACGACAUCGAGCAAGCAUUCGCGGCGUUUGACGCCAUUCGUCGCCCACGUACUCUGAAGAUUGUCGAUACUAGCCGCGAAAACGGUGAAAUCUGCAUGAAGAAGGGUGAGACGACAGGGACCGAUUUGCAAAAGAUCAAAAACAACCUGGACAAGAGGUUCGAGUGGAUCUGGUACGACGAUCUCAACGGCCAGGUUGAUGAGGCCAAGGACAAGUUGAAGGACUUGAAAGGGCCGGAAAACUUCGACGUAGACACAAGAACUCCUUCACAGCGGGGGCUUUUGGAUGAGUCGACCGUUGAGGCCACGUACCGGCCUGCGAUCCUCAGGAAUGAGAGCUUGUCCCAAAUGGGUACCAUGGCUACGUCGAGCGUGAUGGUCUGA